Molecule: messenger RNA, 2740 nt
Organism: Colossoma macropomum (tambaqui)
Lineage: Eukaryota; Metazoa; Chordata; Actinopteri; Characiformes; Serrasalmidae
Exons: 4
Coding region: 175-1470 (431 amino acids)
Molecular function (GO): protein binding
Source: RefSeq, a predicted model, not a curated record
GAGCCGGACAUGACUGUUGGCGAGGUGUGUGUGUGUCUGUACAUAUUUGUUUGUGUUGUCAGCAAAUUCUUUGAAGGCAAAUUAAAUAUAGUUUCAAACUCAUUUGGAAAUAUUGCACAUGAAGAGGCUGGCAUGUUUAGCUAGCUACCUACGGACAGUGAGCUGGAGAAAACCAUGGCAGUCAUUGGGCUACCGGAGGAAGUGUGGUACCAUGUGUUUGAGUUCCUCUCGCUUCCUGACAAGCUCAGCGUUCGUUCGAGCUGCAAGUUCUUUAAGAGAUUGAUAGACCGGCCUGGCUUGUGGAGGAACAGCACGGUGUACCUAGAAAAAAUAACUUCAUAUAAGUCUCAUUUUUGGAGGACUCUCGGCAAGAGGAAGACCAGCUCGGUAGUGGUGUUAAAGGCAAGCGGUGUGAGGGAGUGCACGGAGCUAGUGUGCCGCUUACCCUGGCUAGCCUCACUUACUAUACAGGUGUGUGGUGAUCCCGAAGCGCUUAGGACACUGAGUCGUUUAAAUAAGCUAAAGAGGCUUGAAAUUCGCCAGUGCCGCUGUCCGAGCCUCGCAGCUUCAUUGCCAUCACUGCUCCAGUUGACACAUAUCGGUUUAUGUGAGGUCGUUUGCGCCCCCAGAACGGACCUUAUUAAUGCUGUUUCCCAGCUCAGUAACCUCAGAUCUCUUCACUACCAUGAAAGCAAUAAACCUAUUCCUAAGGCAGCUCUUCACAAAAUCUUGCGGUGCCUACCAAACUUAAAACAUUUGUCUUUAAAAAUGGGAGCAAACCAAAGCCCUCUGCCCAGUGAUUACUUCUGUCCUGCUAAAGCAAACCAAUUGUCUGGUGUGCCAGUGUGUGGAGCUCUAGGCCUGACCAGUCUGGAGCUGCUGAACUACAUGGACCCCAUGCUCUCUCCAGUAGCCCUGCAAGGCCUACCCUCCCUCAAAAGUUUGACUGUGCAGUAUAGAGGCUGGGCUCUAGAUUCAAGCCUGUGUCACCUCAAAACAUGGCUGUCAAUGCUGCCACUCCUCUUAGAGCUCAGCAUUUCUUUGGGGUAUCAGCUUGGUGCCUAUGCUAACCUGGUGCCUGGAACAGUGCAGAGCUUGUCGCUUAAAGGAGUGGUGGGGGAGCUGAAGUCCUUGAGGGAAAUGGCGCAACAGGUGCCUGAUCUCUUGUGCCUUCACUUAGACCUGUGCUGCCAUGAAAGGCACAGCUUUAUUGCUGAGGUUCCUCAGCUUUUCCCUAAGCUACAGAGCCUGAAAAUGAGACACCACAAUGUUCCUGAGACAGAGUUUCUUCAGCUUGCACAGAUGUCCCAUCUUAAGCGCUUAGUGGUUUUAGAUCCCCCCAAUUUGAGCCCCAAUUCAGCUCUAACAGAUCUGACUCACAAACUGCAUAUCCAGACCAACUACAGAGUUCAUGUGAUUCAUUCCUCAGAACCAAAGGACCGAAAUGCUUGCCUUUGUGCAUAUCACUAAUGACAUUGGGCCUGUACUGCCCUGUAACUUGGAUAAUGAAUUCUUAAUCAUUGACUUAGAAGCCUUGUCAGUGAAACCAAAUGUCUGUUUUUUAACAUGUAGCUUUUUGCUGUGGUUGCAGACCUCCACUAGGUGCCACUGUAGUCAUACUAAGAAAAGCAUCAGGAGAGCGUGACGUCACAGUCUUUUAAUUCCUUCAGGUAUAAAUUGUUUGAGGCCUUGAAAUAAUGUACCAGAAGCAGUUGGUAGCAUUCGCCAGAGGGCCUGGGUUCACAUCUUUAUUCAUUUGAUUUGGGUUGUCAGCUGGUAGUACAGAAAUACUGAUUUUUAUAGAGACUGCAUUUCCAAUUUUUAAGAAAAUGAAUUGCUGCAAUGAUUUGCUGCUAAUUGCUUGGAAAGGAAUAAAAAAUAUUUAUUGAGUCAUUUAUUAAAUAAUUUUCUCUCAGUCGCCUACAAAAUCAUAUGGUUAUUGCCAUCAUCAUGAGUUAGCACUAAGCUAAUAACAGUGCUUUGUUUUCAGAUUUGACUAUUUUUGCCUUUGCUAACCUUUAGAGUCGCUGUAUAAGAGGGUGUAUUCUUUGAAGGACAGCAGCUGAAGGUAAAAUACAAAUCGUGUAAUACUUUUGGUCAUUAGUGUAUUCAGCUAGUGAUGGAGCAUUUGUUGGAUGACUCAGCAGAAGAAGUAAACUAAUGCUAGACUAAUGUCUUCUGAAUGACUGCACAAUUUUGAUAUAAAGAGAAAUGUAAAAUUAUGGAAUGGGAAACAACUAAGCCCUUCUGAAAACAGGCACAUAUUAAUGAUUAUAAUACUCAAUGAAUAUAAGUUUGUAACACAAAAAGUAAAGAAAGAAAAUAAAAAUAUGGUUAUGUAAAUCAGACAGGAAUAUCAUAAAGCAAAUAGCUGGAGGCCCUAAUCCUACCCAAGGUUGUACUGUAUAUCAGUUGAAGUAGCCUCCUCAGAGACUUUUAUGGUUGUAUUGAAGCUGUGUGAAAUCGUAGCCAAGGUCAGAGCAUUCAUCAAAAAGAGAUGGGACAAAGGCAAUGUGUCUUUUCUGCAUUAGCUUUUACUGAGGGCAAAAUAAUGUCACUAACUAUGGGGAAAUUUGAUAAGGUAUUUAAGUUAAAUGUUGUGCAAUGACCCAAAGACUUUGUCCAGAAUUUGAGGACAAUAGAACUCGAAGAUUUCUAAAACACUGAUUUGGUAAUCAGCAAAUUGAAAGAUAAGGUUAUGCGCUGUUGUCAAGUCUUCAAUAAAAAUACACCUAUUAUA